Molecule: messenger RNA, 2189 nt
Organism: Thlaspi arvense
Lineage: Eukaryota; Viridiplantae; Streptophyta; Magnoliopsida; Brassicales; Brassicaceae
Source: the annotation of a GenBank genome assembly
AUCAAAACCUGGUCCCCUUUCUUUUUGGCUAAGCUACAGUUUCUCGUCUCUGCAUUUACUUCUUCAUUCUUCCUCCUCUCUGCAAAUUUGAAUUCACUCCCUCUGGACCUUCUCUUGUUAUAACUCUUCAUACCCCCAUUUCUUGCUUUGUCGCAUUUCGCUUUGGAGACAUUGAUCAACCUUUCAUGUUCAACCAUCUGGGUUUAACAUUUGAAUGAGAUGGGUGAUUUCGAUUUGAAUAAAGACGAUAAAAAGCAGAGAAGAAACAGAGUAAAUGAGGUUUCUUGGCAUUGUCCAGGUUCUUACAAACACGGACGGUCUAAAAGUGCAUCGUCAGAGCGAGAUCUCCAAGCUACUAGUGAUAGAGCUUCAGAGUCUGCCAAAAGUUUCACUAGAAUGCAAACAUCCAAUGUGAAAACGACAGCAAACAAGAAACCAAAACCUCUGCAUAACCGUGAGAUAUUUAUCAAAAAGAAUCCGCCUUCUAACGAUAGAGCCUCUUUGGAACGAGAUGUUGAGCAGCUUCAUCUUCGUCUACAACAGGAGAAAUCUAUGAGAAUGGUGUUAGAGAAAGCAAUGGGCCGUGCUUCAAGCAGUUUAUCUCCAGGGCACAGACAUUUUUCUUCUCAGACGAAGGAACUUAUCACCGAGAUCGAAUUGCUAGAAGCAGAGGUUGCGAAUCGCGAGAACCAUGUGCUCUCUCUGUACCGGAGUAUCUUUGAAGAGACAAUAAGCAAAGCAUCUUCAGAUAAAAACUCAGUGAUUUCCUCUCCAGCUCGUCAUAUAAAGCAGCCACCAAGAAAACACCCAAGUGUCAUUUCAAAUGCAUUUUGUUCCUCCAAUAACUUCACUCUAAAGCCUUGGCACGCUCUGGUUACUUCUAAAGAUUUGAGCAGAAAAACCUCCAAAAAGGAUCAGACUUCUCAGUUCCAGGACAAAAACUGUAUUCCUUCAAUAACAAGUUGCUCAGGCCAAGCAAAAUCACAUUCAAAGGUUUCAGUAACAGAGAAAUCUCCAUCAGAGAGACGUCUAAAGGAUCAUUUGUACCAAUGCCCAAGCAGAUUGUCUGAAGAAAUGGUCAAGUGUAUGGCUUCAGUGUACUUCUGGCUCUGCAGCAGUGCCAUGUCAGCAGAUCCUGAGAAGAGGAAGAGAAGUUCACUAAUCCUAUCUAGAUCGGCGACUAGCGAUGUGGUCAUCCCCAAGAACGUUAUGAGUGAAGACCGAGCUUGGUCUUGCAGAUCGGUAAUGGAAGUAUCUUGGAUCUCAUCAGACAAGAGAAGGUUUUCUCAAGCAUCAUAUGCUAUUAACAACUACAGGCUGCUUGUUGAACAACUGGAGAGAGUUACUAUAAAUCAAAUGGAGGGGAAUGCAAAGCUAGCAUUUUGGAUCAACAUCUACAAUGCUCUCCUUAUGCAUGCAUACUUGGCAUAUGGUGUACCUGCUAAUUCUAUUAGAAGGUUAGCUUUGUUUCACAAGUCUGCGUAUAAUAUCGGUGGACACAUCAUAAAUGCAAACACCAUUGAAUACUCUAUCUUCUGCUUCCAGACUCCACGAAAUGGACGUUGGCUUGAGACCAUUAUCUCCACCGCCUUGAGGAAAAAACCAACCGAAGAUAAAGUAAGCUCAAAGUUCAGCCUUCACAAACCAGAGCCACUUCUCUGUUUCGCUCUUUGCACUGGUGCUCUCUCAGAUCCAGUGUUAAAAGUAUACACUGCAACAAACGUUAAAGAGGAACUAGAAGCUUCGAAAAGAGAGUUUCUACAGGCAAACGUGGUUGUAAAGAUGCAGAAGAGAGUGUUUUUACCAAAGAUUAUGGAGAGGUUCACAAAGGAAGCUUCUCUUAGCUCUGACGAUUUGAUGAGAUGGUUAAUAGAUAACGCAGACGAAAAGCUUGGGGAAUCGAUACAAACAUGUUUGGAAGGUAAACAAAACUACAAGAAAGCGUCUCAGGUCUUUGAAUGGUUGCCGUACAGUUCAAGGUUCCGUUAUGUUUUCUCAAAGGACUUGAUGGAAAAAAAGCCUUGGUGGGUUUAAAAAGGGAUAAUUGCUAAUAAGUUCUCUCUAGUUUCAAGAGAGCCUUGUAUGUUUGUAAUGAGACAAUGGAAGAUUAACAAAAAGGCUUAAAGUUAUAAUCAUCAGGCCUCAAUUCCGCACAUUUUGGAUGGUAAUUCUGAAGGAUAAAGUUAUAA